Prorocentrum cordatum is the source of this 572-nucleotide messenger RNA. The record is from the annotation of a GenBank genome assembly. NCBI's taxonomy places the organism in Eukaryota, Dinophyceae, Prorocentrales, Prorocentraceae.
GUGGCUCCGGGGAUGAGCGCGACGACCACCAGGGGAAUGACGACGACCUGCCCACACUGAAGAACAUGCCGGCCAAGCGUCUGAGGAGGCGCUACCAGAAGGGGGAGCGCGUGUUCGUGUACAGGGGCGCAAACGAGGGCUUCGUGGAUGCCGAGGUCCUCCAGGAGCAGACGCAGGACAAGCUGGCGACGAAGGACUCCCCUUCGCGGCACAGCAACAACAGCCCGAACGCCGCAGCUCGCAGCAGGAGGUCCCCGUCCACCUCGCCAGGAGGGAACCGCCACAGCCCUGAAGGCACGCAGGGAGGCGUGAAGCGGCUCCGCGUCGGCGACCAGCACUUCGCGUCAUACGCCGUGAGGCGCGUCGGUGGUGCCCAGGAGUACCACGGUCACCGCGGCAGGCUGAUGACGGUGCCCGAUUACGUGCUCCGCCGGAGUCUCGUGGCGCCACGUGGCCGCUCGAGCUCCCCGGCGCCCCAUGCCUCAGGCGUGUCCAACGGGCGGUCGCCCGCGCGGGCCCGAACAGCCUCCAACGCGUCGAGAGCGUCCAGCCCCCACGAGUACACCAUCUGA